Monascus purpureus is the source of this 330-nucleotide messenger RNA. The record is from the annotation of a GenBank genome assembly. NCBI's taxonomy places the organism in Eukaryota, Fungi, Ascomycota, Eurotiomycetes, Eurotiales, Aspergillaceae.
AUGACCUUGGCAAAUAAGGUGUCCAACACUCCUGAUGAUCGGCCCUCUCCCUGGAACGAUCAUGAGGACGGUGCGACGUCGAGCCCAAGUUAUCUCCGGGCCACGCGAAGCUACAUGCCAAUCUAUCGGGGUUUGAUGGCGGUAGCUUCGAAGAUGGAGUACCCCGAGGUGAUGCUCCAGCAACUCGACGUGCACGGAGACCAUUCUCCGGCACUUCACCUGUGUAUUCCGCGCCAUCAUCGACGCCCUAGACUAGAAGCAGAACGAUGCCUACAUACUCUUCGAAGUCUCAAAAUCCUGGGUACAUUUCAAAAGGUGACUCUUUGCUAG